Molecule: messenger RNA, 657 nt
Organism: Dujonia railenensis
Lineage: Eukaryota; Fungi; Ascomycota; Pichiomycetes; Serinales; Debaryomycetaceae
Source: the annotation of a GenBank genome assembly
AUGACUGAAGCAUUAGUGAAACCUUCGUUCAACUCUGCAUAUCUUGAGCUUAUCGGAUUAUCGGAAAAUGCUCCGUCCAGUGCUUUCUAUUCCACUAGCGAUUACUCGAAGUUGAAUACUUUAGGGCCCUCGCUUCCGAAAAGUAAAGUUCCAAUUCCAAGGUCUGGGGCGAACGAUAACUCCAGCUCUAGUUCCACAUUAUUACUCACUUUUAAGUCUAUUAAGCCCCCAUUCAAGUUCAGCACCCAGUUAUCCAAUGUACCUGACAAUUACGCUGUGUAUAAGAUAAAAAAUGACUUGAUUGAGUCGCUACAGCUAUUGAAAGAUGCGCACGUAGUUGCUUCUGAUUUAAAACUAUUGGUCAAGGGGAAAGUUAUACAAGACACUGCCAUCUUGUCGACAUUAGUGGGCCCUGGAGCCACAGAUAUCUCGUUCAUGUGUAUGGUGAGUGCUCCGAAGUCAAUACCUGCGGAACAACUGGUUGGACUGCCCACUAACGACAACUCAGAUCCAACCGAUGCCAGUCCAAACUCAAUGAAUGAUCCAACUACCAUUCUCCCUGCAACUUGGAAAAAAAUUGAACUGAUUUUGGUUGAAGAUCUUGGUAAAGAAAACGCAACAAGUGCCUUACAGAAACUACAAUCAGCUUUCAAUUAG